AGUGAUCUGUGGUUGACACUUAGUUAGACCUAACCUAAUACAGCUAUUUUUUAUCAUUAGUUCCAACUUCCAAGUUUUACGAUCAACGUUAUAAUAAAUUAAAUAUUAACAUUAAUUUUACAUUCAUAUGAUCAAGGGUGAAAUUUUGCGGUAGCAACCAUUAGUUCAAUCCGUACACUUUAAAUAUCAAGAAAUAUAAUGGCAAAAUUGGAACUAUUGCAAUCAAUUAAUGGUCACAAGGGUAUAGUGUGGAAUGUAUCGUGGCACCCUCUUGGCAAAGUAUUUGCAUCUUGUGGCGAAGAUAAAAUAAUCAAACUAUGGAGUAAGGAAGGAGAAACUUGGACAAUGAAAACUGUAUUAGUGGAUGGUCACCAGCGCACUAUUAGAGAAGUUGCAUGGUCUCCUUGUGGAAAUUUCUUGGCAUCAGCUAGUUUUGAUGGAACUACAGCUGUGUGGGAUAAAAAAAGUGGUCAAUUUGAAUGCAAUGCGACACUAGAAGGACAUGAGAAUGAAGUAAAGAGUGUUGCUUGGUCACCUUCUGGUCAACUCCUAGCAACUUGUGGCCGAGAUAAAUCAGUGUGGGUAUGGGAAGUAGCUGGAGAAGACGAGUAUGUCUGUGAGGCAGUACUGAAUGCACACAAUCAAGAUGUGAAGAAAGUUGCAUGGCAUCCAUCUUCAGAUAUUUUAGCUUCAGCUUCAUAUGAUAACACUGUUAAGAUGUAUAAGGAAGAUCAGUUGGAUAGUGAUUGGACCUGUAUUGCAACAUUGCAGUCGCAUGAAUCCACAGUGUGGAGCUUGACAUUUGAUAAGACUGGUAAAAGAUUGGCAACUUGCAGUGAUGACAGAACUGUCAAAAUUUGGCAAGAAUAUGGUCCAGACAAUCAAGAGGGUGUCAACGUUGAGGACAGAGAGUCAAGUUGGAAAUGUGUCUGUACACUAUCUGGAUAUCAUACAAGAUGCAUCUAUGACAUCACUUGGUGUGCUUCAACAGGGCUAAUUGCCACUGGUUGUGGGGACGAUAUCAUAAGAGUUUUUAAAGAAGCUGAUGACUCAGACCCUAAUGCACCCACUUUUGAUCUAAUUUGCACAAAACAAAAUGCACAUUCUCAAGAUGUUAACUGUGUGCAGUGGAACCCCUCUGGAAAUCAAGAACUGGUCUCUUGCAGUGAUAAUGGUGAAAUUAAAAUAUGGAAAUUUACUGAACAGUAGAAUUUCAAGAAAUGCAUUAAACACUCUGACAGGACUGCAAUUAUUAUUAUUUGAAAGUGACCUUUAGUUGUUUCUACUUGUUAAUGAAUUCUGUAUAGAAUUGUUUGUACAAAUGUAUGUAAAGUUAUUACAAAUAAAUUUUGUUUGUUUUUGUAAUAUAGUUUUUAAUUAACUGUACCA
Messenger RNA from Maniola jurtina (meadow brown), 1389 nucleotides. RefSeq names its product probable cytosolic iron-sulfur protein assembly protein Ciao1 (gene Ciao1). The transcript is spliced from 4 exons. NCBI's taxonomy places the organism in Eukaryota, Metazoa, Arthropoda, Insecta, Lepidoptera, Nymphalidae. The coding region runs from base 199 to 1209 and encodes 336 amino acids. Gene Ontology annotation, cellular component: cytoplasm; mitochondrion; cytosolic [4Fe-4S] assembly targeting complex. Gene Ontology annotation, molecular function: protein binding. Gene Ontology annotation, biological process: iron-sulfur cluster assembly. The record is from RefSeq and is a predicted model, not a curated record.